UACCAAUCAUCGGCUGUUUGAUCAACAAUUUGAAGUAGAAGUUCGUAGAAGCUUGAGUAAGAUCCUUAGCAAUGUCAAAUGGAUCUGAAGAUAGAAGUGAGCAUCCACAAGAGUUGAAUGGAUCAUCACCAACACCUCUGAUGACACCACAAGAACAAGAAAUUGAUGAUUUUUGGAGGAGAAGACAAGAGGACAUUGAGAAUUUGAUGAACUUCAACAAUCACAAUCUACCCAUAGAAAAUAUUGAAGAAAUCAUUAGAGCCAAUCUUGGUAGUGUCAUGACAUCAUCUGACACUCCACCAUAUGUGACAAAGCUAUGUGAGCUAUUUAUCCAAGAACUGGCAAUCCGCGCUUGGAUGUGUGCCUCAUCCCAUGGCCGCUACACCAUACUUGAAUCAGAUAUCACAGAGGCCAUUAAUUCGACCAAGCCUUAUAGUUUCCUCAAUGGUGUUCUCCCAAGGCAUGGGACAAAUCAUGAUCAAGAAUCCACAUCCAGCAAUAUGUCCCAACUACUACAGGAGACACAAUUUCUUGCAGCAAGUGAUGAAAGUAUCAGAACUGCCACACCAACCAUAAUGACUCCUAUAGUAGGCCAUGGAGAAGUUGUUGAUGGUGAUCAUCAAAAUAUUGGUGUGCAGAGAUGCCCUGAGAAUUAUGAUAGUGCAAGUGCUAACAACACUGACUCUACUAAGGAUAUGGUGGCUUCUGAGUCUACAUUGCACAAAUUAGUGAAAGAGGAAGACUCACAAUUUCCUGAAGAAAACCAUGUUCUUACAAGUAGCAAUGCAUUGGAGAUGAAGAAUGAUGAAGAUCUUAACAAUAUGUCUACCACCUCAAGUGGAAGCACUAAAGAAACCAAAUAAAAUACAAGUUGAUCAUUUAUCCAUUGUGUCAUCAAGUGUUAUAUUAAAUGAUAUGGCAGAAGCAUCAACUAUGUAUGCCCUACAUAUAGAAAUAAAUUAUGGGAAACCUUGUCUUGAGUUUUC
Molecule: messenger RNA, 986 nt
Organism: Sorghum bicolor (sorghum)
Lineage: Eukaryota; Viridiplantae; Streptophyta; Magnoliopsida; Poales; Poaceae
Exons: 3
Coding region: 72-863 (263 amino acids)
Biological process (GO): regulation of DNA-templated transcription
Cellular component (GO): nucleus
Molecular function (GO): DNA binding; protein heterodimerization activity
Source: RefSeq, a predicted model, not a curated record